AUGCUUCCGUUUGCUAACUACUACAUUUCAACACCAAUUAUGUCCGAGAAGAAAAACAUCACCAGAAGCAGUAGCAACAGGAGAAAGAAGAGAUGGUCAUCGACACUUUUCACGGCCGGAGGAGGAGGAGGAGGAGAAGAUGAUGAUCUAGCCGCGGUGAAAGCUGCUGCGUGGGCUUGGUACCAAAGACACGAAGGCAAACCAAUGAUGAGAGAGUUCGAUCUCACUACAAGAUCCACAAGAACACCUCGACCUUCAAGAUACAAACUCGAAGCCAACAAGAACAUGAUGAUCAUGUCCGAGAAUAGGGUUUCUAAACCACUACACACUAGUCACUUGUGUCGUGGAGAUCAAGAAACCAAGUUGUCUAGUCUUCUUGACUCUUAUGAGAUCAAGAGUAUCUCUAAGAGGAUCGAUGAGGGUUCUUUACCUACCAAGCAAGGUAGUAGUCUCAGGCAUGAUCAUGUUCUAUUGGAGAAGAAGUUUGAGUAUGAUCAUAGUAAUAAGGAGAUGAAUGGGUUGGUAAACAAAAUGAGUAUUAGAAAUUUGUGGAAAGGAAUGAGUCUGAUGGCUCCAAGGACGGUUUGUGGCAGAAGCGAUGAUGUGGAUCUUAGGGCUUACCGAACAGAAAAGGUUUCACGGAGGAGGAGUGUGAGUACCCGAACCGACGGUGGCUAACUCUAUAGUCUUUAAUUAUUAUUUAUUAAGAAGCUAAUAUAUGUUUUUGGACAUUAUUAAUGUAAAAGGGAUCUAUUUUUCUAUAA
Messenger RNA from Capsella rubella, 764 nucleotides. RefSeq lists its product as uncharacterized. Lineage: Eukaryota; Viridiplantae; Streptophyta; Magnoliopsida; Brassicales; Brassicaceae. Bases 1 to 678 code for a protein of 225 amino acids. The transcript has a single exon. The record is from RefSeq and is a predicted model, not a curated record.